UCUCUGUUGCACCAUUUCGCAAACUUUGUCAAAUCACUAGCUCUUUCGAGUAAAUAUCCACUUCUUUAUAAAACCAUCACCGCUUGUUUCGUUAUUUUUAUCAUUUUCAUAUUGUCUGUUCUAACAGUUAAUCUCCUUGUUUGUUAAAGAAAUUAAAUUAAUGGCUGCCAAGAUUGGAUCUCUUAGGCAUAAUUUUGCAGAAACUAGUAAAGAAAGAUUGCUUUCUCGAAAUAAUAUAUAUUCGAAUUUUGGCCUAAACAGCUCAGAAGGCGGAGAUGAUCAAGAUGGAUCAUUUAAAUGUCGGUGUUUUCUAUCAUUUUCUGAUUGGAUCAUCAACUUAUGGGGUAGAACAAAAGCUGCUGCUAUUGAGUUAUAUAACAUGGGUCGUACAGAUCCUCGAAAAGUUGUGUUUGGUAUCAAGAUGGGGUUGUCACUUGCUCUUGUUUCUCUUGUUAUUUUCUUUAAAGAACCUCUCAAGAUCAGGAAUGUUAAUCAGUACUCUAUCUGGGCUAUUCUCACUGUCGUUGUAGUUUUUGAGUUCAGUGUAGGUGCAACACUUAACAAAGGAUUCAAUCGUGCUUUAGGGACAUUUUCUGCUGGUGGACUUGCUCUUGGCAUUGCAGAGUUGUCCUUGUUUGCUGGAAAAUUUCAAGAAGUAUUUGUCACAUUCAGUAUUUUCAUAGCAGGAUUUUGUGCAAGUUACAUAAAGCUAUAUCCAACUAUGAAGUCUUAUGAAUAUGGGUUUCGAGUUUUUUUAUUGACAUACUGUAUAGUUAUGGUGUCAGGGAGCUCAACGACUUUUGUCGAAACAGCUUUUUACAGAUUAUUGCUUAUUGCAAUAGGUGCUGGAAUAGGCUUGGGCGUGAACAUUUGUGUCUUUCCAAUAUGGGCAGGGGAAGAUUUGCAUAAAUUAGUAGUGGAAAAUUUCAGGGGUGUUGCAAGUUCCUUGGAAGGUUGUGUUAAUGGAUACUUGCAAUGUGUGGAAUAUGAGAGAGUCCCUUCAAAAAUUCUAACAUACCAAGCCUCUGACGAUCCAUUGUACAGUGGAUACAGAUCAGCUGUACAAUCUAGUAGCAAAGAGGAAUCUUUGUUAGAUUUUGCAAUAUGGGAGCCACCUCAUGGUCCUUACAGAUCAUUCAAAUAUCCUUGGAAAAAUUAUGUAAAACUAAGUGGAGCCCUGAGACAUUGUGCCUUCAUGGUCAUGGCAAUGCAUGGGUGCAUUCUUUCAGAAAUUCAGGCACCACCAGAAAAGAGGCAAGUGUUUAGCAGUGAACUUCAAAGAGUAGGUAAUGAGGGAGCUAAAAUAUUGCGAGAGCUUGGAAACAAAGUUGAAAAAAUGGAAAAAUUAAGUCCAGGAGAUCUGCUACUAGAAGUGCAUGAAGCAGCAGAAGCAUUACAAAUGAAAAUAGAUCAAAAAUCUUACAUUCUGAUAAAUGCAGAGAAUUGGGUAGCAGAAAAACCACCUAGAGAAUUUGUAGACCCUGAAAAUUUUAAUGAAGUCAAAGACAAUGAAGCAUGGGAUGUUCAGAAUCAAAAAUUGAGCAAAAAUCAUUCCAUGCCAGAAUGGAUUUCAUCAGACAGUAUGUCUGAAAGACCAGUGUGGUCACAAAUGUCGUUUACUGGUGUUUCUUUCCUUGCUAAACAAGAACCGAGAGUUUAUGAGAGUGCAAGCUCUUUCUCCUUAGCAACAUUUGUAUCAUUGUUGAUAGAGUUUGUUGCUAGACUUCAAAAUCUUGUGGAUGAAUUUGAAGAGCUCAGUGAGAAAGCAGAUUUCAAGAACCCAUUACAAGGAAAAACAGAGGUUGGAUGUUGGACUAGACUAAAAAGAUGGUUCCAGUUUAACAAGUAAUUGAAAUGUUUUCCCAUAAUUUCUUUGGUCUUGGAGAGCAUACUUCAAGUUUUGAUGAACCCUUUUUCUUGGUUUUUACUUUUCCCAAUGCAAGAACCAGUAGAAUAACUAUUUUUAGAUUAUGAUGAAAUGUAGAUUUGAAGUAUUGUUCCUUUAAAUUUUACUUGGAUAAUCUCAAAUUUUGACUCAA
Jatropha curcas is the source of this 2039-nucleotide messenger RNA. Its product is annotated as aluminum-activated malate transporter 4. The record is from RefSeq and is a predicted model, not a curated record. Lineage: Eukaryota; Viridiplantae; Streptophyta; Magnoliopsida; Malpighiales; Euphorbiaceae. Gene Ontology annotation, biological process: malate transport.